AUGUCUAUAACUCUGUCUUCUCAGAAUGGUGAUCACUCCAGGAACUCUGGGUUCUGUGGAUAUCUGCUUACCUUCUUCUCCUUCCUCAUUGUCUUUCUUACUUUUCCUGUCUCGGUCUGGUUUUGUAUGAAGAUUGUUCAGGAAUAUGAAAGAGCAGUUAUUUUCCGUUUGGGACGACUCCUAGGUGGUGCAAAAGGACCUGGUUUGUUCUGGAUUAUUCCAUGUAUGGACACAUUUCGGAAGGUUGAUUUAAGGACAGUAUCUUUUGACAUCCCUCCACAAGAGGUGAGUGAUUCAUUUGAAAAUGUUAAAAAAAAAAAUUUCAUUUCAGUUCUUGUUUUUUUUUCUAAUGAGGUGCUGACAAAAGACUCUGUGACUAUAAUGGUGGAUGCAGUGGUCUUCUAUCGUGUCUUUGACCCAACUGUCUCCAUUACCAAAGUGGAGAAUGCUAAUUAUGCCACGCAGAUGCUUGCACAGACUGCAUUACGAAACAUGCUCGGAACUAAGAGCCUGGCAGAUAUCUUAAAAGACCGUGAGGAGAUGUCCGAACAGAUGGAGGUAAGAAAACUCUUCCUGAAAACAACUGCUGUGCUGUAUGCUGCAUCCAAGAGCUGGGGUAUCAAAGUGGAACGGGUCGAGCUUAAAGAUAUCAAACUGCCCACCACUUUGCAGAGAGCCAUGGCAGCUGAGGCAGAGGCCACCAGAGAUGCCAGAGCCAAGGUGGGUGUCUGA
This is a messenger RNA of Carassius carassius (crucian carp), 732 nucleotides long. Its product is annotated as stomatin-like. Gene Ontology annotation, cellular component: plasma membrane. NCBI's taxonomy places the organism in Eukaryota, Metazoa, Chordata, Actinopteri, Cypriniformes, Cyprinidae. The transcript is spliced from 6 exons. The record is from RefSeq and is a predicted model, not a curated record. The coding region runs from base 1 to 732 and encodes 243 amino acids.